This is a messenger RNA of Theileria orientalis strain Shintoku, 3687 nucleotides long. RefSeq names its product isoleucyl-tRNA synthetase. The transcript is spliced from 4 exons. Gene Ontology annotation, molecular function: isoleucine-tRNA ligase activity; ATP binding; aminoacyl-tRNA deacylase activity. Lineage: Eukaryota; Apicomplexa; Aconoidasida; Piroplasmida; Theileriidae. The record is from RefSeq and is a predicted model, not a curated record. Gene Ontology annotation, cellular component: cytosol. Gene Ontology annotation, biological process: isoleucyl-tRNA aminoacylation. Bases 1 to 3687 code for a protein of 1228 amino acids.
AUGUCAAUAUUAUCAAUUGUAUUAAUAUAUGUGGUUGGUUUAUCACAGACAAUAAGUGCAUGGAUAUCGCAAUACAAACACCCCGGAGUGCCCGUAAAAUACACACAUAACCAGAGCCAUCAGGCGUUUUUGACCCCUUUUAAGUUUUUUAGCGCACAAGAAGGCGCGAAGAAGAAAGAGGCGGUUUUGUGUGAAUAUGACCAGUCGCAGAUUUCAAAAACAGUAAAUUUGCCAAAAAACAUAUGGCCUUCCAUCCGGGAAGUUAACGAAGCAGGAAUUGAGAGACAAAAACGAGUUCAAAAGUACUGGGAAGGCGAGAAUGUGUACCAUAAAAUCUGCGAAUUUAAGUUUUACAAGCACGUAAUGAGGAAUAAAAAGUUCAAGGACAUAAUUAGGCACUUUAAAAUCAUAUACGACGGACCGCCGUACGCAAACGGAAGACCACACUUCGGGCACUUUUUAAAUAAGACAAUAAAGGACGUUUUCGUGAAAUUCUUUCUGCUGCAAGGAAGAAUACCGCUGAUGAUCCCAGGCUGGGACUGCCACGGAAUGCCAAUAGAACACAAAAUACUUAAAAUGUACAAUAGCGAAGAUAAGUUAAACGAGUGUAACAAAAGGAUGAUGGAAGAGUACGACGUCAAGGAGCAGGAGGAGCAAGAGGAGAUCGUGGAGAACCCAGAGCCAGUAAAAAGUCAAAUAAGGACGUAUAUAGACGACCAAUAUCUUGAAUCGGAAGAGGACCGCAAAAAGCGCCUGGAUUAUAUAAAGGAAGAGAAGGAGUGGGAAGAGAAGGAAAUAUAUAGAAAUUGCACGGAGGAGCAAAUAAAUAUGAAGAAGUGGAGUGAGUUCGUGAGAAACAAGUGCAAGGAGUUCGCAUACAGAAGCCUGAAGACGCAGAUGAACUACUUUAAAAAGGGAGGGAUAUGGGCGUUUUGGGACUUCUAUUACGCAACGUACCACUCGGCGUUCGAAAGAGAAGUGUUGGAAGCGUUCAUGAACCUGAAGGAAAACAAACACAUAUACCAGGCGAGGUUGCCACAGAUGUUCAGCAGUAAGAGUAAGUCGGUGCUGUCGGAUUCGGAAAUACUCCACAGAAAGGAAAAGGUGUUGACAACGUACGUGGCGUUCAAGGUGGACCUGGAGUCGUCGACGAGCAUGCAGUUGAACCACCUGAAGAGGAAGAUGAAGGACCUGGGAGUGAAGGACCUGAAGUUGGUGGCAUACACAACAUCAGGGUACACAAUACCAGGGAACAAGGGACUGGCAGUAAAUAAGAAAGGAAGGUAUCACCUGUACCAAAAGGGAGACUGCCUGUACAUAAUGAACGACUUCAUACUGAACAACGCAGACGAUGAGUUUUGGGCGGCAUUUAAGCACGUGGAAAGUGCGGAAACACAAGGAAAAGAAGUUGGAAGCACAAGUGAUGUGCUUAGUAGCGGAGGCAAAAACGGAAGUGACAAGAAUGGGAAUUACUUCCUGGAAGGAUACGUGCUGGAGGGCCUGGAGUACUAUGACCCGAUCUACGGAAACAAAUACAAGGUCUACGCAGAAGAUUUCGUGGACGUGAACAAGGGCACAGGAAUAGUGCACCUGAGUCCAGCACACGGAUUCGAAGACUUUGAGUGCAUUAAGAAGGACACGAGGCUUAAAGAGGCACAGAAUAAUGGGCCUCUGGAGUACUGUAACCUGUUUGACGAGGACGAAGUGUACUACCCGCACAUACACUAUCACCUGCAGGGAGUAAACAUAAGGGACGUGGAUGAGAAAGUGCUGUACAGCCUUAUAGGAGAUGACCUGGUGCGCUGCGAGUACAGAGAAAAGGAGGUGGACAUAGACUGGAGGUGCGAAAACCAAGUUCACACGAGGCUGACGAACCAGUACUGCAUAGCACUGCCGCCGAAGCAGGAGAUCAUGGACCUCAUAAAGUCAAUCAACAUCACGCCGAACUCAGGAGAGCGAUACCUGAAGAACAUUAUUAACGCGAGAACGAGAGACUGGUGUAUAUCGAGGCAGAGGUUCUGGGGAACGCCAAUACCGUACGAAGGAAACGAGUGUAUGCUUAAAACGACGAAAGCCUCCUACGGAGACGCAGACAGGCUGUGGAAAAGGUCUACCAGAGCGUUGGACAUAGUGGACAUAUGGUUCGAAGCUGCGCUGGUGAGGCAGCACACGCUGCACAUGGCGGACGCAAUAAUGAAUAAGAUGAUGUACAACAGAGGAGCCAGAGAAGUGAAGGACUUCGCGUCGAUGCUGGAGGCGGCGGACAAGUACGUGAUCGAAGGGCAGGACCAGCACAGAGGAUGGUUCCAGGCGCUGCUGAUAGUGGGAAUGCUCUUGGACAAGGCAAAGGUGCCCUUCGACAACCUGUUCUCGCACCUGUUCGUGACAGUAAAUGGGCAGAAGCUGAGUAAGUCAAAGAUGAAUACGAAUCUGACGACGGCAGAAAAAGGGACGAGGCAGCUGAUAAGAGUAAACGUAGACAUACAUAACAAGAACGUAAUGGAAACGAAGAACUUUAAGGAGAAUAGGAAGGUGGACGAGGAGCUGAAAACGAUAGAGAACAGAAUAACGCCAGGACACGACGUGUGUAAUCUGCUAAACCCAGAGCACCCAAGGCUCAUGGACGAUAACAGCGGAGAUAGCUUGAGUAACAUGUACUUCAAUGUAGAUGUGCUGAGAACACUGGCGUGCAACAACGACUUCCUGACGCACGACCUGGACCUGACGAAGGACACACUGAGAUCGUCAAAGCAGACUCACAAGAAAAUAGUAAACUGUUUUAAGUAUAUAACGAGCAUAUUGGCACAAAAUAAGGACAGGUACAAGGAAAAGGUGGAGCCAGGAACGCCGAGGGAAAUAGGAGGAUACAACAAGGGGGGAGGAGACGCAAGGGUCGGAAUAACGAUAACGAACCCUCUGGUGGUACACAACGCAACAAUAAUACGGGAGAAGAGGAGCAAGGCACAUGAAAGUUACAAGUUGAACGCGUUGGACACGUACUUCCUAAACCUGGCGUACUCGCUGGCGGAGCAGAGCAGUGAGGCCUACAGGAGCGGGCAGUUCUUCAAGGUGCUGGGAAUGGCGGAAAGGUUCAUGACGAACCUGUCAAACCUGUACUUCUCGUACAUCAAAAACUUCAUAUACAUCCUGCCGCUGAGACACGAGAAGAACAGGGCGAUAAAGUACGUGCUCAACAAGGUGCUCUACACGCUGAUGAAGGUGCUCGCGCCGAUCAUGCCGCACACCUGCGAGGACCUGUUCAUGACGCUGAACCCGGACAAGGUCUCGCUCUUCGAAGAAAGGUGGCCGAGGAGGCCAAAGACGCUGCCGAACGUGACUGAGGAGAUGGGAACGGCGCUAACGAUAAGGAAGAUGAUAAACAGGGACCACGCGAACACGGGCAGCAGAAUCCUGAGGCUGGAGGAAAGCAGCAUGACGAGCGUGCUUCCGAAGCUGGAGAGCCUGGGCGUGGACUUGAGGCUGAUGUUCAACGUCGCGGGAGUGGAGCUCUGCAGGAAUCUGGACGACGCGGCGGAGUCGCCGGACCUCAAGUACCGACUCGAGGAGUCGGGCUACCGGAAGUGCAAAAGGUGCUGGCUUUACAGGGAGGACGUGGAGGAGGGUCUUCUGUGCGACCAUUGCCGACGGACCAUGGAGGCGGCGGCCGGAGGAGCGCAGAGCCACUAA